AUGAAUCCAGAACCUUCUUUGGAACCAUCUACAACAACUACUCUCCAUGAGUGUCUGAAACUUUUUGGGGCUAGAUUUGGGCUCUUUGAAGCAUCGAAGACUGAUUAUACGGUUGUGAAUACCAGACCUCUACUUCUGGAUUCAAGUGUUUCAGCUAGUUCAAGUAAGAAUCCAAAACGAACUUUUAUUCCUUCUUUCGGUAAGGAGGCUCCACUGCCUAGGCUUGUUACUUUUGCCUCUUCAUUGCCCGAAUUUCAAUGCCCUUUUGCCAUGACCUCUAUUCCUAAAGGUCUUGAACUUGCGGAUGCUUCUAAUGAAGAGAGUCUUGACAGGGCUUGUUCCUGUUUGAUGGAAGGGAUCCACCUACUAAACGAGGGGAUACGUGUUCUUCAUGAGAAUAUGGAUGUGGAGGCAAAGGAUCUUCGUGAAGAGGUGCAUGGUUUAUUAGAGAGGAUAAUAUGGUUAGGUGAAGACCUAUGUUUCGCAGCUGGAGAUCAUGUCUCAGGAAAGGAUGUAAGCAUUAAAUUGCUCGAGGAGGAGUUUUCAAAAGUUAAAACUGGUGUGUCUGAGAAGGAUGCCCAAAUUGCAUUUCUAGGCGAACUUCAAACUUCUGCUAAGCAAGAUUGGCUUCAAUAUCUGAUGAUAUCGGAGCGAGGCGUCUCAUACUUUCAAUGGGUUAUGAAAGAAGACUGA
Messenger RNA from Lactuca virosa, 693 nucleotides. The record is from the annotation of a GenBank genome assembly. NCBI's taxonomy places the organism in Eukaryota, Viridiplantae, Streptophyta, Magnoliopsida, Asterales, Asteraceae.